Molecule: messenger RNA, 2010 nt
Organism: Lotus japonicus
Lineage: Eukaryota; Viridiplantae; Streptophyta; Magnoliopsida; Fabales; Fabaceae
Product: protein PIN-LIKES 7-like
Exons: 10
Coding region: 316-1578 (420 amino acids)
Biological process (GO): endoplasmic reticulum to cytosol auxin transport
Cellular component (GO): membrane
Source: RefSeq, a predicted model, not a curated record
GUUGAAUAUUGAUACUAUAUAGUAUAUGAAUGUGUAUGCACUUUGAAUGUGUAUAUAAGAUGAUGUUGCAAUAUUGUCAGCACAUUUAUUGAUUUGGGCACUCCUGAUUGGUUUCUGUCCCCACUUGACAUCAAUGAUUCAUUGGUCAUUUGGUUGGUUGCUGAACUAGUUGAUCACUUUUUUCAUUGGUUCUGGUGUUCUGAUGAUUCAUCUCUGCCCUUUUCAUCCUACAGAAUAAAACCGAGGACAAGAUUCAAGAAUUGAUAUUGAAUAGCAAGCUGAAGAGGAACUUCAGAACAAGAAAAGCAAAACAAGAUGGGUUUCUUGGAGCUAUUGGAGGUGGCUUCUAUGCCAAUUGUUCAAGUGCUGAUUAUCAGUGCAGUGGGAGCUUUGAUGGCAACUCAGUAUUUUAACAAUCUUCUCUCAGCAGAGUUCAGGAAAUCUUUGAACAAGGUUGUGUUCUUUAUAUUCACUCCUUCACUUGUAUUUUCCAGUUUUGCAAAGAGUGUUUCGCUUGAAGAUAUGAAAUCAUGGUGGUUUAUGCCGGUUAACGUUGGACUUACAUUCUUAAUCGGAGGGAUUCUAGGAUGGAUACUUGUAAAAUUGCUGAAGCCUAAUCUGAAAGUGGAAGGCCUUAUUCUUGCUGCAUGUUCAUCAGGAAAUAUGGGCAACCUUCCUAUUGUAAUUAUCCCUGCUAUCUGUGAUGAGAGUAAAAGUCCGUUUGGUUCACGCGAUGUUUGUCACAACAAAGCACUCUCUUAUGGAUCUUUCUCAAUGGCGCUCGGUGGCAUCUUCAUCUGGACCUAUACUUACCAGACGAUGCGAAGCUGUUCAAUGAGAUUCAAGGAACUUGAGGCUGCUGAGGCGUUAAAUGUUCCCAACAAAAAUCUUGAUGCUAAUGCAGAACCUCUCCUUCUCAAACAAAAAGAUAAUGAAAACUCAGUGACAGAAGUGCCACCAUCUGAUUAUAUUGGAGAUACUGAAAACCAAAUUAUCCUAGACCAAGAUCAGUCCAAUGUAUCUAACAAGGGGAAGGAAUCUUCUUGGCACAGAAUGAUAGAAGUUCUAAGCCAUUUUCUGGCAGAACUAAUGUCACCACCAGCAAUUGCUACAUUUUUUGGUUUCCUCUUUGGUGGGGUUUCAUGGUUAAGGAGCCUACUAAUCGGAGAGAAUGCUCCACUGAGAGUGAUCCAAGACACUCUUCAAUUACUUGGGAAUGGAACAAUUCCUUGCAUCACCCUUUUGCUUGGUGGUAACCUCACUCAAGGGUUGAAAUCAUCAAGUGUAAAACCAUUGACACUCAUCUGCAUCAUCAUAGCAAGGCUUUUCUUACUUCCUGCUAUUGGAUUGAUCAUUGUCAAAGCAGCAGCAAAUCUCAAUUUUCUACCAGUGGAUCCAUUGUUUCAGUAUGUGCUGGUGAUGCAGUAUGCUAUGCCACCUGCCAUGAAUAUUAGUACCAUGGCUCAGUUGUUUGAUGUAGGAAAUGAAGAAUGUUCAGUUAUCCUUUUGUGGACAUAUAGUGCUGCAGCCGUAGCACUUACUGCUUGGUCAACAUUUCUCUUGUGGGUAUUAGCUUAAGGUGUCUUCAGCUUCUGAAUUUUCUGCCUCAGCAGCCAUCAAAAGAAUUAAAGAACACCAUUUAGAAGAAAGAAAGAAGUGCUUAAAAUUUUUUAGUGAAUUUUUGGCAUUGUUGAUCCCGAUAUCAAUCAUGCCAGAAAACAAAGAAGAGUGAGAAAAUAGGCUCUUUUUCUUCUUGGUACACAUAAUUUAUAUGUUUGCUUCGUAGUCCACCCAUAUUUUUCUUACUCCCUUCCCUACAGGGACAGGUGAUAUUGGCCUAUUGGGUAUUGAUUUUUUACUAUUUUACUUAGACCUUCCAUUUGUAAGUCCAUUUGAAAAUCUAUGUAGUGCAAUUUUUUUAUUUUUUAUUUCUAUGUAAUUUUAGUUAAAAAAUUCAGAUAUAAAUUGCAAUGUUCUUAUCAUCAAAAUUUAUAAAAUUUGAGUUUAUAA